Messenger RNA from Ooceraea biroi (clonal raider ant), 4150 nucleotides. RefSeq names its product carcinine transporter. NCBI's taxonomy places the organism in Eukaryota, Metazoa, Arthropoda, Insecta, Hymenoptera, Formicidae. The record is from RefSeq and is a predicted model, not a curated record. Gene Ontology annotation, cellular component: membrane. Gene Ontology annotation, biological process: transmembrane transport. Gene Ontology annotation, molecular function: transmembrane transporter activity.
AGUAAUAGGACUCGGUAUUGGGUCAGACGCAAUUUUGUUUUCAAGUACUACAAUUCGGUAGCGUUACAUAAAAGCUUUUACUUUAAAGUGUUGUCACUCAAAAGGAAAUCAAACAACGUUUCUAUUGUCAAGUGCUGGAAUUUAGUAAUGGACAGAUGAAAUUUUAUUGAUGAACUAUACCGCUCAGAUUGUGUAUCAAACUUUCUUUCUCAAGUGAUACAACUCAACAAUGGAGCGAAUUACUCCUAACUGCCUAGUGAGCAGCACUCUUCUCUACUGAACGCAGCCAUUUUUUCCAAGUUUAGCUCGACUACGUUUGGCUGACAGGUUAUACGUGUAUAGCCAUGAACGGUAUUUCUGCUGACAGUUUAGAGGCGGCACGACAAUAAUUCAUCUCUCCUAUGUAACGUUUCGUAGAUUAGCGAAGUUGUAUCGUCAUGAUUUCUACAGCCCCAUUUGUUUCGCUGCUUCUUCUCUUGCUACAUGCCAAGGCGAGUCCUGUGCUGGACAGGCAACAUCCAAAAUUGUUGGUCGUUUCUUACGAUGCAUUUAGAUACGACUAUUUCAAGAGAAAUCUGACGCCGUUCAUGAGCCAGUUAAAAACAAAUGGCACCUCUGCAGAUUACAUGAUGAACAUCUUUGUCACCAAAACUUUCCCCAAUCAUCAUACAAUGGCAACAGGGUUGUAUGCGGAAACACAUGGGGUUGUAGAUAAUGAGUACUACGAACCUGCAACAGGAAAUGUUACAAAGUAUUCGUACGAACUAUUUCAUUAUGACAACAGUAUUCUUCCAAUUUGGACAAUUAACGAGAAGAGCGGUGGAGAUAGACACAGUGGUACAAUGAUGUGGCCAGGAUCGGUAUUCAAGUAUCAAGGAGUAUAUCCUACUUUUACACAGUCAUUUAAUGAGACAAUUUCAUGGGAAGAUAGAGUUGAUACGUUAAUGUCAUGGUUUGUACAUCCCAUAAAUCCAAUAAAUUUUGGGAUAUUAUACAUCGAAGAGCCAGAUUACCACGGCCAUGCCAUAGGAAUUAAUAGUCCUGAAUUUGAUAAAAUCCUACAAAAGUUGGACAAUAUCACGAGAUAUAUGCAUGAGAAAAUUGAUCAUCACGGGUUGACGGAUUUGAACGUAAUUCACUUAAGUGAUCAUGGCAUGGCAUCCGUCACGAUGGAAAGGAUAAUAAAUCUGACAAAUUACAUCAAUCCGGAGGAUUACGCAUUCGUGGGAACAUCGCCAGGAUUACAUAUAUAUCCACAUUCUGGAAAGGAGGAAGCAAUUUAUCAAAAAUUAAAAUCCGCUGCGCAGCAAACAAAUACAUUUAGAGUCUAUAAAAGAGAAGAUAUCCCAAAGAAAUACCACUAUGGCAAUAAUACUCGUGUUGGUCCCAUUUUUGUUAUAGCCGAAGUUGGAUACGCGUUUCAGAAUCUGUAUAGUGCUAUAGAUUAUUACAAACAGAAAUUUAAUAUUACGGUCACCAAUCGGACAGAAUUUGGGCUGCAUGGGUACGAUAACGAGGCUGUGGAGAUGCAUCCGUUCUUUUUCGCAAAUGGUCCUGCCUUUAUACCGGGAUGUGUAUUGGAACCUUUCAAUAACACAGACCUGUUUCCUCUGUUUUGUAAAAUACUUGAUUUAGAAUGCCCCACGGUGAAUGGUACUUUAUCGCAUAUAACAAAGUGCCUUAGGACGCAAUCGAAACAUAUAUCAAUAUCUACGUAUAAGAUCUUGUUUGCAGUUACUAUAUUCGUUAUUACAUUACUAGGAAUUAUUGUAGUAGCGACAAUAAUUUAUAGGAAAAAAUUGAUAUCAACAGAAAGUUGUAGGCUGGAGCCGAAUCGCGGUCGUCGCAGCCGCCCGAGGAAAGUGUUGGCUCCUCUCUUUUCUCGGGGAGCUUCGGAGAUCUCGGUGGACUGCGAGAUGCCGCCGCAGGAGAAUUUCUCCGGAGGGGCCGCCGAGGAUCUCUCACCGAGGGGCCCGAGUUCCGACGGCCUGUCGACCUCGGCCUCGUCCGACGGACUUCCGGCGAUCGAGGAGAAGCGCGCCAAGAACCGCAAGGACGCCGACAGCCAAGAUGACGGCCAGGAACAGCCCAAGGACAUGGACUUUGACGACUUGUUGCCGCACAUCGGCGAGUUCGGCACCUAUCAGAGGAUCCUCUUCGUGCUGAUGAUACCGUUCGCCUUCUUCGUCGCUUGGGUGUACUUUUCGCAGAUUUUCAUCACCCUCGUGCCGGAUGAGUACUGGUGUCGCGUACCGGAACUGCAGAACCUCACGGUCGAGGAAAGGAUCGCGUUGGCGAUACCGACUGGUGAGGAUGGCCAUUCAAAGUGCACCAUGUACGACGUGAAUUAUACGGAGGUGCUACUGAAGGGGAUAAAAGAGGCGGAUCCGAGCUGGCCGACGAGGAGUUGCUCGCACGGUUGGGAAUUUAAUUUUUCCGACAUCCCCUACGAGACUGUGGCAACUGAGUUGGGAUGGGUGUGCGAGCACAGCGCGCUGCCGACGACCGCCCAGAGCGUCUUCUUCGUCGGCGCGAUCUUCGGCGGCCUGAUCUUCGGAUGGAUCGCCGAUAGAUACGGCAGGAUACCGGCACUGGUCGGUGCAAAUGUUACCGGAUUUCUGGCGGGUGUUGCCACGGUGCUAGCAAACAGCUUUUGGGAGUUUGCGCUAUGUCGGUUCUUCGUCGGCUUCGCCUUCGAUAACUGCUUCACCAUGAUGUACAUAUUAGUGUUGGAAUACGUGGGACCAAAGUGGCGGACUUUCGUGGCGAACAUGUCGAUAGCUCUCUUCUUCACGUUCGCCGCCUGCAUCUUACCUUGGAUCGCGUAUUUCCUGGCCGACUGGAGAAUGACCUGCAUCACCAUAUCCGUUCCUCUGGCUCUGGCGAUAGCGGCACCUUGGUUGGUACCGGAGAGCGCGAGGUGGCUCGUUAGUCAAGGCCAAGUGGAAAAAGCGAUUAAAAUCCUAGGUAAAUUCGAGCGAAUCAACGGCACGAAAGUACCCGAGAACGUUUACCAGAACUUCCGUGAAACCUGCGCUAGAGUGUGCAAGGAGCAAGAAGCGGACAAAACUUACUCCGUGGUGGACUUAUUUAGGAGUCCACGUUUACGAAACAUUACGUUACUUUUGAUUAUUAUCUGGAUGGCGAUAUCGCUGGUAUUCGAUGGUCACGUAAGAAAUGUGAAUAAUCUCGGGCUGGACGUCUUUAUGACGUUUACUAUCGCGGCAUUCACUGAGCUACCUGCCGACACGUUCCUCACCCUCGUUCUGGAUCGAUGGGGUAGACGAUGGUUGGCAUGUGGUACCAUGGUAAUUUCCGGAAUUUUCAGCAUUUGGGCAAGUGCGGUCUCGAACAAGGUCUAUUCGGCCACCCUGGCGAUCGUUGGUAGAUUUUGGGUGAACAUUUCGUACAACAUCGGUCUUCAAUAUGCAGCCGAAGUAUUACCAACGGUUGUGAGAGCUCAAGGCGUUGCCUUGAUCCACAUAAUGGGAUACGUUGCCAGCAUUCUCGCGCCCUUCGUCGUUUAUCUGGACAUUGUCUCGCCCAUCCUGCCAUUGUUGGUUCUCGGUGUCCUGGGCGUUCUGGGCGGUCUGCUAACGUUGUUCUUACCGGAAACGCUCGACAAAGACUUGCCACAGACUCUACAGGACGGCGAAGAUUUCGGGAAAGAUCAACAGAUGUGGGACAUGCCAUGUCUCUCAAAGAAAAAGCCUGCUGACGUGGAGGUACCGCCAGUAGCCAUCUUCCGGUCGUUCGAACGCAGCAGCCUGCGGAAUUCCAUGAGAGCUUCCACCCGCGGCGAGACCCUGAGGAGCAGCAUGAUACAAAGAUCGAGCAUAAGGUCGCGGAAAAGCGUGAACGCGGCUACGGAAGCGGAAAACAAGUGAAUCAGCGGGAAACGUAGACCCAAUUUUUAAUAUUCCGACAUUUCUCUUUAUCGCUGUUCUUUGCGAAUCGCGUGAUAUCGGAGCAACCAAAAUCAAAUUAUAUUUAAUGUGCACAUUUCUAUCGGAUCUUUGAGCAGUUUUAAAUCAAUGAACCGUUUACCCGGAUUUAUCCGGUGAGAGGGAAUUAUUGUGAUAAUUAUGUAUUAAUGAUAGAGUACUUAGUACUAGACAGAAAGACCGAUUAAAGAGAUUCAAUUAUUAAA